Messenger RNA from Pieris rapae (cabbage white), 2500 nucleotides. RefSeq names its product reticulon-4-interacting protein 1, mitochondrial. The coding region runs from base 327 to 1784 and encodes 485 amino acids. The record is from RefSeq and is a predicted model, not a curated record. The transcript is spliced from 12 exons. Gene Ontology annotation, cellular component: mitochondrion. NCBI's taxonomy places the organism in Eukaryota, Metazoa, Arthropoda, Insecta, Lepidoptera, Pieridae. Gene Ontology annotation, molecular function: oxidoreductase activity.
CUGAUCAGCUGUACUAUGUUGUCAACAAGUUAAAAGUUCCUCAAAUUCUAAAUUAGGUUAUGUUUACUUUGGAUAAUAUUUUACUAAAUUUACCAAAAAACAUUUAGCUAUGAUUCGUAACUCGUCAGAAAAAACAAAAUUAUUUUAAAGUUAGAGUGCAACUUUUGAUUACAAAGUCGAGUGCAUAACUAUGCAGGUACUCACGAUCUAUUUUGAGAAUAAAAUAUCAAAUGGAUUGUGGCCAAAGGUUAAAUUCUGAAUGAAUUUGGUAUGACUUAUUAGUCUAUUUGGUAAAGGGUGACCCUCUGUAGUGAUAAGUAUUUGAUAUGGAUGGAUUUAAGCACAGAGCUGGAGAAAAAAUUGAUGCUCUUCACGAUGCUGCUGUAGUUGCCGCUUCAAACAGUAAAGUUCGUUUAGAAAGUGUUUAUCAGCAAACAACAGAUGCUAUACUGAAGAUUCGUGAACUCUUUAAUGACAUCUGGCAUCAUGAGUUAGUAACAGAGGGUCGGGCAAGGGCUGUGGAGUGGGGUCGUGAAGCAGCCAAACGCAUACGAGAAGGAGCUCUACCCUUAUCUCCCGUUGUGCUGUAUCAGGAGCUUGUUUCUUUAUUAAAAGAUAGAGUAUGGCGUCGCAGCAUGAUAAUAUUUGCAUGUGGAGCAGUGCUCGGUGGCAGUACAGGGCUGGUCAUAGGGCUUCGCACUGCGACCCGAGGACCGAGUGGACCCCACGCGAGGGCCCUACAGACACAAGCAGACCAGAGUGUUAUACUUGUUGAGGAUGCUGUUUCACAUGGUGCGGGUUGGGGCGAAGUGCUAGUCAGAGUGCAGGCCUUUUCGGUAUCGGCGACAGACCGCAGCGUACUGAGGGGUAGGGCUUCGGCCCUACGGUCUCUCGUUACUCGCUCACACGUCACCGUGGGGAGGGGUUUCGCUGGCGUAGUUUUAGACGUCGGCCAAGGCGUAACAGAAUUCGAAAUGGGGGACGAAGUUUGGGGAUGUCUCAGCGAAUGGAGUGGGGGGGCUGCCACAGAACUACUGGUCGUGAGAAGUUCGCGUAUCAGCAAGCGUCCACGGACGUUGGGCGCGGACUCGGCGGCGUCCCUCCCUUGGGCGGGGUCGCUCGCUCUCACCGCCCUCGACGCUCUACGAAUCACUCCCGACACUUGCAAGGGCAAGCGCGUCCUAGUGGCGGGUGCGGCCAGCGGCGAAGGCUGCGCCCUGAUCCAGCUGCUGGGGUGUUGGGGAGCUCGGACCUCUGCCGCCGCCCCCGCCCCCUCCAGGGACACUCUGAGGAACUUAGGUGCCCAAGACUUCAUACAGCUGGAAGGCCAGAACGAGCACCUGGCCGCCUGUUGGCUGGUGGUGGAACAGCACGCGAGUCGCACUGGGCCGUGGGACGCUUGCAUCGCUUGCGCCGGGGCGCCGCCCAACCGCCCGCCCUACAACACGUUGCUCAAAGCUACGGCACCCCGGAGAGCGGCGUUGGAGCUUCGCCCCCGGGCUCUGGUAACGGAUCGGCUGCCGUCUCCCCUUUUUGCGCUCUUCACUGUCUCUUUCUAUUCUCUUCGCAUGCUCAGGUGGUUGACGGGUCACGGCUGGCAUUGUGACUGGUUCGAGUCUCGGCAUCGGUUGAGCGAAGGACUCGACACCCUGCGCCAUCUGGUGGAGGGGGGACAACUGUCUCCCGUUCUCGAUAAGGUUUAUUUCCCUCAAGAUUUUGAAGCUGCGCUUGCGCACGCCUGCAGCGACGAAGCGGUCGGCACCACUGUUGUCAGAUUUCCCUGAGGCCGAAUGUGAUGUAGACAAAUGUAUUGUCAAAGAUAUUUAUUUUUAUUCGAAAUUAUAUAAUAUGAACGAGGCUCAAAGAAUUGCACAAUUUGUGCUUUUAUUCGUAUUAAUUAUUUAUAAAGUCCAUUUUGGUCUAUAUUAUAAUAUGUUUUUCAAUUUAAAUAUUUUACAGAUGUUUUAUAUUUUGUUCUUAAGUAAAGUAUUUGUAAUAAACCAUAACAGUGCCAUCUAUUCGAUAAAAUGUGUAACUUUUUCUGAAAUAAUAAAGUAACGAUAGAUGCAAAGCGUUGAGUUAACAUAAUGUGUUCAUAAUAUUGUUUUAUUUAUAAUUAUACUUUAUGUGAAGGAGACAAGGUUGACUUUGUAUACAUUUAUUAACUCGGUAUUCCCAAAGAUCGGUACCUAAAACCUAAUAAAAGCACAAUAAUAUAUGUAAUAUAUUAACGAUAUUCCUACAAACAAUGAUAUACAAGUAUUAUUAUAGGAGUCGCAAUUGCGUCUUAGGCUCUUAGCUGAAUAACAAUAAAUGAAUGUCCAUUUUCGUUUCCUGAAUAUAUUUUUGUAAAAGGUUUAAAAAUAAGACUGCGAAACGGUAAAAUGUUAAUGUAGAAGUAAGAGUUGUAAAAAUUUAUUUCAAAUGUCACAACUUUAAAUCAAAAUUUAUUUAUUUUUAAUAUAUUUUUGUAAAUAGUUACAAUUAAAAUAUGUUAUUA